Molecule: messenger RNA, 1799 nt
Organism: Pundamilia nyererei
Lineage: Eukaryota; Metazoa; Chordata; Actinopteri; Cichliformes; Cichlidae
Product: CD209 antigen-like protein C
Exons: 7
Coding region: 119-997 (292 amino acids)
Source: RefSeq, a predicted model, not a curated record
CGGUCCACUUCUCUGCCUCUAAACUUCACUUACACUGACCAGUAAACCCACAGUGGCUGUUUGACUCCGAGAUUAACAAAGUAAGUACCGCUGACAAUAAACAGCAAACACAUAAAUAAUGGUGGAAGAAGAGAAUUAUGUGACAGUGAUAUUUCAGACAAAGAGAGAUCCAACAUACGUGACGCCAAAAGACACAGAAACAAUCUACGACGAGGUGAACACUGAGGACAGGAAAUUGGAUGCAUCCCUUGUAAUAACAGAGAAUAAAGAGUUAGCUCCACCCUGUAGUCGGCUUGCGUUGGUUGUGACAGGUCUGGUGGUUAUUUGCCUCAUCUUGGUGUCAGUCAUCAUCGGCCUCAACUUCCGCUUUAACACAGUGAUGAGUGAGCAGCAGCGAGAAAUGGCCAACAUCACAGCACAGAACCUGCAGCUGAUGACACAGAAAACAUCCUCAGAGCGACAGACAGAGGAGCUGACCAGACAGAGAGACCAACUCAACUGGACCAUCGGAGUCAUCAUGGAAUAUCAGGAAUUUUCAGUGGAAAAACACUGCCCACAGAAAGUGUGUAAACCUUGCCUGGAUGGCUGGGUGCUGUUUCAGUCAAGCUGUUACUUUUUUUCCCAACAUCAAUAUUCGGUUUAUUGGAGGAGCUGGGAUCAAAGUCGUGAUCAAUGCAAAAUGUAUCAGGCGGCUCUGGUAGUGAUCGAAAGUCAGGAAGAACAGGAAUUUAUCAGCAACCACACUAAGGACUACCACGCUGAUGAUAAGCACGGCUACUGGAUCGGUUUGAGAGCAGGGAGCCCAAAGGACACGUGGACGUGGGUAGAUAGAAGUAACCUCACUGUGACGUACUGGAAAAUGCAACAAGAUGUCAACAGAAGAUAUUGUGCUUUAAGCCUACCAAAAGCGCCCCCUCUGGCCAACUGGGGCAAAGAGAGCUGUGACAUGAAAAACCUUUGGAUCUGUGAAAGACGAGCGUUAAUUAAAGCAGAUUAGGAAUCAGUCCCAGUAAUAGAAUUGUUAUUUAAUGUGACAGUAACUCCUUGUGUUUUUUGAAUUAAAGGCAAUGAGUUUUUUUCAGUGUCAAACUGAUUUUGUAAAAACUAAGUAAUUUCUUUGUUUUGAUUUAUGUUCAGUUACAUUUUGAAACAAAUGCUGCAGAAUCACACACCACGUUUGAGCUGCACUGCAAAAGCAUUUGUACUUUUUUGUAAUCAUAUGUGCUCUUUUGUCAUUACUAUGGGAUUUCUAAUGUAUUAGAUGGCAAAAGAAACAUAUUCCGAUGCAUGUAAAUGCAGAGACAGGCAUGAAUGUGUUUAUGUUACUAUUUAUUAAUACUACAUGUUUGUGAAACUUCCCUUUCCACUUGAGGAAGUGACAGUCUGUUCAUGCUCAUUGGGCGUAACUUGUAAGUAUCUUUAUUCCUUUUAUAGUAACAGAAACCAAGAAUCUGAACAAUAAUAAUAAUACGCGUGUGUGUGUGUUGUGCCUAUUGUCUAAAACUAAAACAGUGUGUAAGAAAUUAACUGGCUUAUCCUACAAGAGACUCUCAUGUUAAAAUGUUCAAUGUUAUUAUGAAAAAAAGUGUUUCCAGCUUAAAGUGGUUUGGCCGGUGUGGACAGCUCCCACCUUCAUAAAAGCUGUGAUUCUUUUAUUUACUCAUUCAUCUGGACACUCGUAAGGCUGAUACGUAAGAACACAGGCAGCUGGAGCAACAGCUGUGUGCUCGGCCUCGCCUCCACUGAGCUGUGCCUGUCGCAGUAUUUUGAUGCAUUUAAUAAAACGAAUCGUUGAAUGG